UUCUGUUGUAGAGAAGUCAAUGGUAAUGUUUUCCACGCUUUUUUGCCCAAUUGUUGUGGUUGGGAUGCUGAAAGUGUUUGCCUUGGCUCCAGUUGUGGUGGGGAUCCAACCACUGCUUGCUUUGGUGCUUGAGGCAUUUCUUGUGGUAGCGAUGCUGACUUUUGCAUUGGCCGAAGAGGAACUUGUUGCAGUAAAGAUGUCCGUAGUUGACGUCUUGUCGGCGGGAAUGCUGGUAGUGCAUGCUUUGACUCUAGAGAAACUUGUUGUGGUGUUGAUGCUGGCAGUGUUUGCCUAGACUGGGGAGAAAUUUGUUGUACUGGGGAAGACUGCGACAUUUGCCUUGGUCGUACAGGACUUUGUUGUGAUGAAAUGGCCUGAGCAGUUUGUGUCUGUGAUGGUGACAGGCUGCUUGUUCUAGCUUUUCCAGAUGCAAUGUGUGCAUAUGAUGGCUGCCGCCGAGGAGAGGCAGUGACUGGGUCGGGAGGUUGCCAAGGAACAAGAGGACGGCUUGUAUCAACGGUCAAUGGUCGAAGUUCUUGUCGAGGAAUGACAGCA
This is a messenger RNA of Geodia barretti, 555 nucleotides long. The record is from the annotation of a GenBank genome assembly. NCBI's taxonomy places the organism in Eukaryota, Metazoa, Porifera, Demospongiae, Tetractinellida, Geodiidae.